UAUUAAAGCGACGAUUGGGUUUUUUAUAGACACGACGAAACUAUCCAAAGAUGUUAUUGUACAAAGCAUAGUUCGUCUACUAACUUAUGGCUUCCGCUCAAGUAAAUCUUGAAUAUAAACAAAAACUUAUGAGCCAAUAGCACACUGUACCUACAUAACCACAUCCUAAAACUAGGCUUCCUUGUGUCGUAUAAUUUCUGAGAAAUCUUGAUAGGGUUUUAAAUCGAUCGUGUUAAGGCAUGCAAAAUAUUCGAUAACUUAGAGGGUUUCGGCUGUUGACGCACCAAAUUUUCUCACAGUGACCGGAAUUUUGAGCAAAAAAUAUUAGCAUAAAAUGACUCUGCAUUUUAUGAACUGCGUGUUAUGGCUAGCUAAAGUUCCCUUUAAGUUUAUUUAAGCAAUACACAUAACGCAAAACAAACGAGAAUCGUAUUUACAAAGCCGAGAAUCAAUAACAAAUCACGGUAGGUAUGAUAAAUAUAAAAUCGAGUUCAAGUUCCCGAAGCAGCUGAUGCCCGGUUUCAUUCAAAGUUUGUGGUUUGGGAGACGUACAGUUGAUCGCUUAAAGCUCCGAAAAAAAUAAUUUAUUGUAAUAAGUCGUCGUGAACAUUCGCCACCGCUCGGCUCAUCUCGCCCCGCUCCGCACCCCUCACCCAGCGUAUACUCGACUCGACUGCAAUGCCUCUACUAACAUUCAGUCGACUCGUAGCAGCGUCUGGGCACGGUCGCGCCACACGACGCUCUAAUCGGACUUACGUUACGGUGAAAACACGCUUAUCACCAACGCGAUACAAUAUUCAGUUACGAACUUUGUUAAAUACAACCAGUUAAAUUGUAUUACGAAAAUAUUAUAAACAUAACCACAGUGAAAUUUGGACGUUUUGUAAAAUUGUUGUGGACAGUUUGUGCGAAAUUUGUUUACGUUACCAAGGACACUUAAUCACAGGAUUGUGAAUUGAAAUCGAACCAUCAUGAGCAUUACCACGACAAGGACUAUUUGUUAAAUUGAAGCCCAAAUAGUGUUCAUAAAUUGAUGGAUACUACACAUCCGGCAAGGGGACGCAAUACGCGAACGCCGACGGAAAAAACAUGACACUGAGCUUGUCGUGUCUUGUUUUCUUUCUUCCUUGAUAUUUGAUUUUCCUAAUGAUGGCUCUACCGCAAAUUUCCUUAAGAAACCGACUUUGCCAAAUAUUGUUUUGGUUUGUCAUCGGCCUAAAUGUUGCUGACCAGAGCUCAUUACCACUGAAAUAUGAAGCUCCAGAUGAUUGCCAGUGGUGGUUGAGGGGCCCUAACGAUGCCCACGAAGUUUCUCUCACGUGUAAACUACGAACCAUCAACAGUGAAUUCGACACAACUAACUUCAGUGUCAUCCCUUCAGAACACACUACGUCCUUAAGAAUAGAGUGCAAUGAAGAAAUGAUGUACAAAAGCUCUCUAGAUGAUCGGAGUUUUGCGCAUCUAGUGAAACUACGUGAACUUGUUUUAGAUAACUGUAAAAUUGGAAGAUGGCCGCCUGGUGUACUCUCUGGCUUAAGAGACCUCCGAAAUUUAACGAUACGAACGAAAAACACGGAGUGGGCCGCUAUGAGUUUAGAGAUAGCAUCAGAAAGCUUUACGGCUGUUCGACAGUUGGAAAAGUUGGACCUCAGUUUCAAUAACAUCUGGUCGUUUCCCGAAAACUUGUUUUGCCCGUUAACGAAUUUAGUGUAUUUGAAUGUGUCGUCGAAUCGUUUACAAGAUGUGAGUGAUUUGGGAUUCAGAGAGCGAGCAAUGCACCAAGCUCUGAUUAGUGAACAAGAUGGACCGCAACCCUCUGCACCGUCUAUAUCACACGCAACCUGCUCAUUAGAUAUUGAAGUCUUAGACGCUUCCAGCAAUCAUUUUGUGUUGAUGCCAGAAAAUGGAUUUAUGGCACUUCGUAGACUAAAAGAACUUCACAUUCACGAUAACGAAAUAUCGAUGGUUGCUGACAAAGCAUUAUCUGGAUUAAAACAGCUGCAGAUCAUUGAUCUCUCGAACAACAAAAUCGUUGCUCUUCCUCAAGAUCUGUUCAAAGAUAGUAGACCAGUCAUCAAAGAAAUAUACUUACAAAACAAUUCUAUAAGUGUGCUUUCACCUAGCCUUUUCGCUAACCUCGAUCAGCUGUUGGCGUUGGAUUUAUCUAAUAAUCAUUUAACAAGCACUUGGAUUAAUGAGAAUACUUUCACCGGUCUAAUAAGAAUGGUACUGUUGAACUUAUCCAACAACAGAUUGACGAAACUCGAUCCCAAGAUUUUUAAAGAUUUAUACACUUUACAAAUUCUUAAUGUGCAGCACAAUAUGUUGGAGAGCAUUGCUGCUGAUACAUUUGCUCCUAUGAAUAAUCUGCAUACGUUAAUCUUAUCUUACAACAAGAUAUCUCACAUAGAUGCUUAUGCCUUAAAUGGGCUCUAUGUAUUGUCUCUACUAUCUAUAGACAAUAACCACCUCGAAGAACUCCAUCCAGAAGCAUUCAGAAAUACAUCCUCUCUACAGGAUUUGAAUUUAAAUGGAAAUCGUUUAAAGAAAGUGCCCAUAGCGCUAAGAAAUAUGCGAUUACUAAGGACUCUUGAUCUGGGAGAGAAUCAGAUAACGUCAUUGGAAGAACCCGGCUUCGUUGGUUUGCAUAACGUAUAUGGCCUUCGUCUUAUCGGAAAUAAAAUAGAAAACAUAAGCAAAGAUGUAUUCUCCGAUUUGCCAUCGCUACAGAUUUUAAACCUCGCUCGUAAUAAAUUGAAACACAUCGACAUGAACGCUUUUGAAACACUAACAACCCUUCAAGCUAUAAGGUUAGACGCUAACCAGCUUACUGAAAUUCAAGGCCUAUUCGUAAAUAUCCCAUCACUACUGUGGCUAAAUGUAUCAGAUAACCAAAUAGAGUGGUUUGACUACACUGUUAUACCAUCUGGGCUCCAGUGGUUAGAUCUUCACAGCAAUAACAUUAAAGAACUGGGGAACAACUAUCGUCUGGAUAAGGAACUACGUUUACAAACACUAGACGCAAGCUUUAACAAAAUGACAAAAAUAUCGGCUUUCUCAAUUCCCAGCAGUGUAGAGUUGCUGUUCCUGAAUGAUAAUCAAAUUACACAAGUUGAAGCUCAAACUUUUGUUGGAAAAACCAAUUUAACGAGAGUCGAUUUGUAUGCAAAUCAGAUAACUAGUAUGGAUCUCAAUGCGCUUCGUCUAACUCCGGUCGAUCCGGGACGGCCGCUACCCGAAUUUUAUAUCGGCGGAAACCCGUUUCAAUGCGACUGUACUAUGGAGUGGCUACAACGCAUCAACAAACUGGACCAUCUGAGACAACAUCCUCGUGUUAUGGACUUAGAAAGUAUAUAUUGUAAAUUAUUGUAUAAUCGUGAAAGGACUUACAUUCCGCUUAUCGAAGCAGAAUCUUCUCAGUUUUUGUGUACAUAUAAAACUCACUGUUUUACGCUGUGCCAUUGUUGUGAUUUUGACGCUUGUGAUUGUGAAAUGACGUGCCCAUCGAACUGUACGUGUUAUCAUGACCAACCGUGGUCAGCAAAUAUUGUGGACUGUUCUGCUGCUGGGUAUUCGGAAAUACCUAGCAGUAUACCUAUGGACGCUACUGAACUAUAUUUAGACGGUAACAAUUUUGGUGGUUUAACGAGUCACGCUUUUAUUGGACGUAAAAAUUUGAAAAUAUUGUACGCUAAUAACUCUAACAUUGACGCACUGUAUAAUAAUACGUUUAGUGGACUAAAACGCUUAACAAUAUUGCAUUUAGAAAAGAACAAUAUCAAAGAGUUGCUAGGUUUCGAAUUGUCGCCUCUGGAGAAUUUACGCGAAUUGCAUCUGCAAGACAAUAAAAUACAUUAUAUCGAUAAUCGAACCUUCAUGGAGUUGAGGCAUUUAGAAGUGUUGCGCUUAGAAGGAAACAACAUUUACGGCUUCGCGGUGUGGCAGUUCACGAUGAACCCUUAUUUGGUAGAGAUAAGUCUCUCGCGGAACCUUUGGUCGUGCGAUUGUCAGUACAUGCAUAAAUUUCGCAAUUGGUUUAAAAAUAACCUAGGAAAAGUGGAAGACGCGCAUAAAAUCACGUGUGUAUUUGACAAUGUAACAAACGCAGUGGGACCCCUUAUGGCUGAUUUUAAUUCUACGAUUUGCACGAGUCAUGUGGGUGGAAGCUCAUCUAUUAUAGAAAACCAAGUAAUCAAUGAUUAUCUGCCCCUACUGUUAAUAUCACUCUGCGUAUUUAUUACGAGCUCCGCGUUAAUAUGUGGGAUAUUUUAUUGGCGGCGAGAGCUUCGGGUCUGGAUAUACUACCAUUGCGGAUUCAGAAUGUGCUACAAAAGUACAGCUUUCGACGAUGAAGCCGACAAAGAUCGCCUCUUUGACGCCUACAUAAGUUACAGCGUGAAAGAUGAGGCAUUCGUCGCUCAAAUGCUAGCGCCCGGCCUAGAAUCGACCGACCCAAGUUUCCGGCUUUGCCUACAUUACCGAGACUUUAACGCUUCGGCGUACGUAGCCGAUACAAUAAUAGAGGCCGUAGAGUCAUCCAAGAGGACGAUAAUAGUCCUAUCAAAAAAUUUCAUCAACAACGAAUGGUGUCGUUUUGAAUUUAAAACGGCACUUCACGAAGUACUGAAAGAGAGACGAAGAAGACUGAUAAUAAUAUUGCUAGGCGAGCUCCCGAACAGGGACAUCGAUCCGGAGCUCAGGUUGUGUUUGAAAGCUAACACGUGUAUAGAGUGGGGCGAUAGACAGUUUUGGCAAAAGUUGAGGUUCGCGAUGCCGGAUUUGCGGAAGUGUCAGUAUCACCGGUCGACAGUGAAUAUUUACGCUUCGGUGUCCCCGGUGGGGGCCGGGCGGGCGCCGGCGCCGCCCCCGCCGCCGCCGCCGGGCAAGCUCCCCCCCCUGCUGGGCGACGCGCUCGGCUUGCCGGCCAGCGUGCACUCGCGCGACGUGCACCCCCACCGCAUGCCGCCGCAGGCGCAGCUCUGGGCGUAGCGUAUGCUCCAACGCAGGUAAACAGACACUGACAUUACUUGCAACGCUUAAGCGUAUUAGUCCAAUCAAAUGGUGAUAAUUAAUUUUAGGUUUUCCACAAUAUUUAUUGUAUAGCAUAAGAUUUUCGACGCCUGACACGAACUGCAUUUAUUUGUAUAGAUUAGGCCGCUAGUUUUAUUUUAAGUUGUUACGGAUUAAUUUCCUGAUUUCUGCGAUAGUAAUUUAUAGAUUACGGAAAGUCCGAUGUAAAUACAUAAUUAUUGAUAUUUGUUAAAGAAUAUUUCAGUGACUAUAAAUAUUAUUCGGAUCGCUUAAAUAUUAUAUAAUGCCAAAGUUUUAAACUUAUCGCUAUGUACAGAUGCAUUUAUUACUAUAGUUUCGUUAAACAAACAUUGUCAAUAAAGAGUAUGUAAAUAUUAUGAUUUUGUAUAUACGAUUGUAAAUAAUACGCAAAACUUUUAUUAUAAUGAGAAAAGAAAACGAGAAAUACACAUUUUUAAAAUUUUA
This is a messenger RNA of Trichoplusia ni (cabbage looper), 5496 nucleotides long. RefSeq names its product toll-like receptor 6 (gene Toll-6). The record is from RefSeq and is a predicted model, not a curated record. Gene Ontology annotation, biological process: signal transduction. Lineage: Eukaryota; Metazoa; Arthropoda; Insecta; Lepidoptera; Noctuidae. The transcript has a single exon. The coding region runs from base 1147 to 4989 and encodes 1280 amino acids. Gene Ontology annotation, molecular function: protein binding.